This is a messenger RNA of Owenia fusiformis, 348 nucleotides long. NCBI's taxonomy places the organism in Eukaryota, Metazoa, Annelida, Polychaeta, Sabellida, Oweniidae. The record is from the annotation of a GenBank genome assembly.
UUUCAGUUUGCGUACACUGUGUAGAGCUUUGAAACAGGCCUCCUUCAACCAGCAAGGGAGCAUCUCCAGAUCUCUUUAUGAGAGCUUCUGCCUAAGUUUCCUUACUCAGCUCGAUAGGAGCUCCCACCCUGUUGUGGAAAACCUGAUUUGUCAGCACAUAGUGGGCAAAUCCAAAAUAAAGUCCAUGUUGAAACAUGCCCUGCCUCAACCAUUGGAGGGCAAGUAUCUACAGUUUGAAGGCUAUUGGCUGAGCAGUGGGCACAAGGACCCUGUAGCACCUGAUGGUUAUGUGUUGACACCAUCUGUCCGUGCUAACCUCAGAGACUUGGCAAGAGUUGUAUCAGCUGG